AUGUGUGGUAUUUUUGCUUGUCAUUGUCACCCAGAUGUCAAGGCUUUCAAGCCUACGGCCUUGCGAAUGGCGAAGCAAGUUCGUCAUCGUGGACCAGAUUGGAGUGGAAACGUUAUUUCCAACAACACAAUUCUUGCGCAUGAGCGUUUGAGUAUCGUUGGCGUUGAGAGUGGAGCGCAACCAAUCACCAACGCAGACGAUACCCUCGUACUCGCAGUCAAUGGCGAAAUUUAUAACCACAGAGUCAUCCGUAAGGGACUCAAGAACCAAUACCACUUCAAGACACAUUCCGAUUGCGAAGUCAUAAUACCACUGCAAGACCGCACAAUUGCUGCACGCGAUCCCAUUGGCAUUACCAGUUUCUACCAAGGAUGGUCGAGCAAGACACCAGGAGCCGUAUACUUUGCAUCUGAACUGAAAUGCCUGCACCCUGUCUGCGACAAAAUCAUUGCUUUCCCUCCAGGACAUGUUUAUGACUCAAAAACCGACAAGACAACAAGGUAUUUCGAGCCAUCUUGGUGGGACCCAAAGAACGUUCCAUCAACCCCAAUUGAUUACAAGCUUUUGAGAGAAACACUUGAAAUGUCUGUUCGUAAGCGUCUCAUGGCUGAGGUUCCUUACGGAGUCUUGUUGUCCGGAGGUCUCGACUCGAGUUUGGUGGCUGCCAUCGCUCAAAGAGAGUCUCUACGCCUGAAAGCCGCUACGCUAGCUGCAAUUGAGAGCGGAAGUGGAACUGCGACACCAACCGCUAACGAGGACCAAGGAGAAGGACUUGUUGGUAUUGAUGACGAUAACAAAUUGUCGACUCUCACCUACCUUCCUCAACUCAACUCCUUCUCCAUUGGUCUACCAAACUCCCCUGAUACCAAGGCUGCGAAAGAAGUUGCCAAGUUCCUUGGUACCAAGCAUCAUGAUAUGACUUUCACCAUUGAUGAUGGUUUGAACGCGCUUUCCGAUGUUAUUUUCCACUUGGAAACAUAUGAUGUAACAACUAUCCGUGCAUCUACUCCUAUGUUCCUUCUCUCGAGAAAGAUCAAGGCUAUGGGUGUCAAGAUGGUAUUGAGUGGAGAAGGUAGUGACGAAAUCUUUGGAGGUUACCUAUACUUCCACGCUGCACCAGAUAAGGCAGCUCUUCACGAAGAGACCGUCCGCAGAAUCAAAAACUUACAUUUGUCUGACUGCUUAAGAGCCAACAAGUCGACUGCCGCUUGGGGAUUAGAAGCUCGUGUUCCUUUCCUCGACAAGGAAUUCCUCGAAGUUUCCAUGAACAUCGACCCACAAGAGAAGAUGAUUACCAACGAUCGUCUUGAAAAAUACAUUCUCCGAAAGGCUUUUGACACAUCAGAUGAUCCAAGUCAGAAACCAUACCUCCCAGAACACAUUCUUUAUAGACAAAAGGAGCAAUUCAGUGACGGUGUUGGCUACGGAUGGAUCGAUGCUCUCAAGGAUAACGCCGAGCUACACGUUACCGAUGAGAUGAUGAAGAACCCCAAGCCUGAAUGGGGAUCCGAUAUUCCGGAUACCAAGGAAGCUUACUGGUACCGAACAAUGUUCGACGAGCACUUCCCACCAUCUUGUGCAGAGAGUGUUAUGAGAUGGACCCCAACUUGGUCUAAACAAACCGACCCCAGUGGAAGAGCUAUUGCCAUUCACAACGAAAAGUAUGACGAGUAA
Botrytis sinoallii is the source of this 1674-nucleotide messenger RNA. RefSeq lists its product as uncharacterized. Bases 1 to 1674 code for a protein of 557 amino acids. The transcript is spliced from 8 exons. Gene Ontology annotation, cellular component: cytosol. The record is from RefSeq and is a predicted model, not a curated record. Gene Ontology annotation, molecular function: asparagine synthase (glutamine-hydrolyzing) activity. NCBI's taxonomy places the organism in Eukaryota, Fungi, Ascomycota, Leotiomycetes, Helotiales, Sclerotiniaceae.